GUAAGGAGGAGGGGCCGAACCAGCGCAAAAAUGGCGGCGUCCUUAGACGAUGAAUUACAGUUGGAUAACCAAGACUAUUAUUCUCUUCUCAACGUCAGGAAAGAGGCCACUCAGGAUGAGCUGAAGGCUUCCUAUAGGAGGUUGUGUAUGCUCUACCACCCAGACAAACACAGAGACCCAGAGCUGAAGAGCCAGGCAGAGCAGCUAUUUAACCAGGUGCACCAGGCCUAUGAAGUGUUGAGUGAUCCUCAGUCCAGGGCCAUCUAUGACAUAUUUGGGAAGAAAGGCCUGGAGGUGGAGGGCUGGGAGAUUGUGGAGAGGAAGAGGACCCCAGUAGAGAUCCGUGAGGAGUAUGAGCGGCUGCAGCGAGAGAGAGAGGAUAGGAGGCUACAGCAGAGGACCAACCCCAAGGGUACCAUUAGCGUGGGAGUAGAUGCCACAGACCUGUUUGAUCGCUAUGAUGAGGACUUUGAGGAGAUGCCAGGAGGAGGAUUCCCUCACAUCGAGAUCAACAGGAUGCACAUCUCCCAGUCUAUUGAGGCUCCGUUGACUAACUCUGACACUGCAAUGCUGUCUGGCUCUCUCUCCACACACAACGGCAACGGAGGAGGCAACAUCAACAUGACUGUCCGCCGUGUCACCUCUGCUAAGGGCUGGGGAGAGUUGGAGUUUGGUGCAGGGGACAUACUGGGACCUCUGUUUGGGAUGAAGGUGUUCCGUAACCUGACUCCACGAUGUUUCCUGACGGCUCAGUGUGGUAUGCAGUUCUCUCCCCGUGGUGUGCGUCCCAGCUGUUCUUUAAUGACAGCUCGUCACCUUGACCAGAACACGAUGGGUUACCUGCAGUGGCGAUGGGGACCCCACAGCUCUAUGACCACUAGUGUGGUCCGAGACACCAAGACCAGCCACUUCACCCUGGCACUGCAGCUGGGUGUACCUCACUCCUAUCUGAUGAUGAGUUACCAGUACAAGUUCCAGGAUGAGGACCAGACCAAGGUCAAGGGAUCGAUCAAGACUGGUUGGUUUGGUACAGUGGUGGAGUAUGGAGCAGAGAGGAAGAUCAGUCGGCACAGUGUCCUGGCUGCUACUGUCAGUGUCGGAGUGCCACAGGGAGUCACCCUCAAAAUCAGGUUGGCUCGUGCCAAUCAGACCUAUCUAUUCCCAGUCCACCUGACAGACCAGCUGCUGCCCAGUGCUGUGUUCUACGCCACUGUGGGGCCUCUACUAGUCUACAUGGCCAUACACAGACUGGUCAUUAUACCAUACACAUGCUCCCAGAAACAACAAGAUCUGGAGCUACAGAGGAAGAGCUCAGAAGUAGACAUGGUCAAGAAGAAACAAGAGGCGGAGUCAGCCAUUCUGCUGAUGCAGGAGUCUGUGAGGAGAAUCAUCGAGGGAGAGGAGUCUAAGAUGGGUCUGAUCAUCCUGAAUGCGUGGUAUGGAAAGUUUGUGACAGACAACAGCACGCACCAAGAGAGAGCUCAGGUUAUAGAUGUUACUGUCCCUCUGCAGUGUCUGGUCAAGGACUCCAAACUCAUACUCACAGAGGCAUCAAAGGCGGGGUUGCCAGGUUUCUAUGACCCGUGUGUAGGAGAGGAUAAGAGUCUGAAGCUGCUGUAUCAGUUCAGGGGGGUGAUGCACCAAGUCCUCUCAGCAGACACUGAGGCUCUACGGAUACCCAAGCAGUCUCACAGAAUCGAUGCUGAGGCGUAGGAACCCUCUGUUAUGGGAGCAACAAGGGGCAAGUGGAGACAGACAGAGACAGACAGACAGACGGACAGACGGGCAGACGGGCAGACGGGCAGGCGGACAGGCGGACAGACGGACAGACAGACAGACAG
Messenger RNA from Oncorhynchus gorbuscha (pink salmon), 1841 nucleotides. Its product is annotated as dnaJ homolog subfamily C member 11-like. Gene Ontology annotation, biological process: cristae formation. The record is from RefSeq and is a predicted model, not a curated record. Lineage: Eukaryota; Metazoa; Chordata; Actinopteri; Salmoniformes; Salmonidae. Bases 31 to 1713 code for a protein of 560 amino acids. The transcript is spliced from 16 exons.